Pundamilia nyererei is the source of this 1758-nucleotide messenger RNA. RefSeq names its product E3 ubiquitin-protein ligase rnf146-like. The record is from RefSeq and is a predicted model, not a curated record. Gene Ontology annotation, cellular component: cytoplasm; nucleus. Gene Ontology annotation, biological process: Wnt signaling pathway; ubiquitin-dependent protein catabolic process. NCBI's taxonomy places the organism in Eukaryota, Metazoa, Chordata, Actinopteri, Cichliformes, Cichlidae. The coding region runs from base 567 to 1727 and encodes 386 amino acids. The transcript has 3 exons. Gene Ontology annotation, molecular function: poly-ADP-D-ribose binding; zinc ion binding; ubiquitin protein ligase activity.
CGGUCGUUGCGGUGUUUGUGUCGUGAGAAAAACACGUCUUCUGACUCUUUAUGUCGCCCCUGCUAAAAUAAGCUAGCGCCAUCAAAUGAACGCCGUCUAUUUGCUGGAGUCACAAUGCUGCCGUCAGAUUAGCCAGGGCUAGCUAACUACAACAGGUUUCAUUGUUAUGGAAGCUUUGUCAGUCGAGAAAAGCCUCUGUGUCGUUAUUGUUCGACUCGUUUUACAAGUAAAACGGUACUGUUUGACCAGCUGCUGGGUAAUCAGCCAGACAAGUUUUUAUAUAUACUAUUAAUAGUUAUUGUGAGUAUUAUAACCAUCACAUCGUUAGCCGUUAAAUUUAAUUAAAUAAUGUGCUUGUCACUAGCCCUGCUUUAACGAUAGAAGGUUUAAGUCACAAAGCACAGUUCACUGAUUGUUGCGAGGUAACUGAGCAGCCUUUUGUAUCACACACAGUAACCUCUUAGGUUUCACUUAUAACUAGUGAAUUAAUCCCAACCUUGGCAAGUUUCAAGGUCGAACAGCUCUCCUGAUGAUACAUCAGCACUAAGCUCAUUCCAUACUUCCUCAUGAUGGCUAGUUGUGGAGAGGUAGACCACUCUGUUAGCUCACUCCCAUCCAGCAAGAAAGGCAGCAACAGUGGUGGUGGAAGUGGGAACAGUGCAGAAUCAUCGUGCUCUGGCUCCAGCAACUCAUCCCCAGCUCUAUCAGUUCCUGAGUGUGCCAUCUGUCUGCAGAGCUGCGUCCACCCAGUCCAACUGCCAUGCCAUCACGUCUUCUGUUUCCUGUGUGUAAAGGGAGCAUCUUGGCAGAGCAAACGAUGUGCUCUCUGUAGACAAGAAGUACCUGAUGACUUCCUGGAAAGGCCUACACUUCUCUCUCCAGAGGAGCUGAAAGCAUCAGCAGGAGGUCGAGGUGGGGCAGCGAGUGAUCACGCUUGGUAUUAUGAGGGGCGUAAUGGUUGGUGGCAGUAUGAUGAGCGAACCAGCCGUGAGCUGGAGGACGCUUUCUCCAAGGGUAAGAAGACAGCCGAAAUGCUCAUUGCUGGUUUUUUGUAUGUAGCUGACCUGGAGAACAUGGUGCAGUAUAGGCGUAAUGAGCACGGUCGCAGACGUAAGAUGAAAAGAGACGUUUUAGACAUUCCCAAGAAGGGGGUGGCAGGACUGCGAUUGGACACUGAGGGUGUUAGUGGGGCCGUGGGGGCUACAAGUAGAGAGAACUCUGCUGAUGGGGCUGAUACCACACUAACAAAUAUACAGCAACAGGUUACAGGUAUCUCUUCUACUGUAUCAGCCCCUUCAGCUCCUGCCAGACCUCCCACUUCCCUCGGUGGUCAGCCAGGCCCCAGUACUAGCCCCCCUCUGGAGGAUGCUCUCUCCCAGCUGCAAAUCAGCCCCAGGCCCACACCUUCUCAUGAGCGGUCUGAGGCUGGGGAAGGAGAGGAAGAUGAGGAGGAGGAGGCCUCACCUUCCAGGUCCUCUGACCCUCACACCUCUGUAGAUGAGUCUGGCUCUGGAGAUUGGAGUGAUGAUGAGGAUGAGGAGGAUGAAGAAGAGAACGGGGGAGAUGGAGAGCGUGUGGAGCCGCGGGAGGGUAGGCCAAGGAGACAAAGACUGAAUCCAGAGAACAGAGCCCCUCCUCGUUCAGAGUCUGCCUCCCCGUCUCCCUCAUCCAGUAGCAGUGGAAGGUCCAGAAUGCCUGAUGGCCAGUGUACAGUGACUGAGGUGUGAAGCGAUCAUUAAUAUAUUAUCACCAAAUGGC